Molecule: messenger RNA, 1761 nt
Organism: Macrosiphum euphorbiae (potato aphid)
Lineage: Eukaryota; Metazoa; Arthropoda; Insecta; Hemiptera; Aphididae
Source: the annotation of a GenBank genome assembly
AUGUUUGCGCGCGCUUGGUCCGUCGCGGCUGCAGUAGCGAUGAUGUUGACGAUGGCUGUGAAUGCGAUGACGGUGGUGACCACGGCGAUGGCACUGAUGACGACGACGACCGCGGUAUUCGGUGCGGUGACGCUGGACAGUGUGGCCGUCCGACUGGGCCUGCCCGAGGGCCGGGGACUGUCCGGAGUGUGCCUGUACAGAAACGGGCCGGACAAACGGCGGCACGUCAUGUUCAAAUCUGUGGCGUCGGCGCGCAAGAAAUACGGGGGCGGCGGCGAUUACAUGGUAGCCGGCGACCUGGCUGCCGACCGGGUGUACGAGGGCACGUUCGCCCGGCUAGUCGACGGCGACCAGGUGGCACGGUUCGGGUGCGACGGCGGCCGUCGGUUCGAGGUGGCCACGCCAUUCGUGGUCCCGGAAUCGGAUCUGGACACUAUUCUGGCAGUCAAAGAGUCGAUGGAACAGCGGUUCGGCGCUCAGCCAUCCCGACGGGAUCCGCACCGGUCGGUCACCGCGGAACACAUGUCCGUGACGCUGCGUGGUCUGCGCCCGUCGUUCGCAGAAACCGGGAUCGACGCCGCCGCCGCAAUCACUGUAGACGUGUUUCAGCUGUACAAGAAACCACCGCCGGCCGCUAGUGACACGUGGGACACGGCUGCAAAGCAGGUCGGGGGCGUUCGGUAUUCGGCGUACCCGUAUGCCAGGUACGCGCUCCGGUAUCCGGUCAGCGACCUAGUGUUAGCUGACCUGCCGCCCGACCAAAUGUUGGCCGUCAAGUUCCGACGUUCGGCCACCACCUCCGCCGUUCCCAUGCAGCAGCAUCAGGCCGACCUGCACGCGAACCGAACCGAUAACGCCAUUUUCAUAUACACCGGCGGCCUCUAUCCUCGCGGUACCGCCAACCUGACCGACAUGUUGGACGAACGCAGUGCCGGCAGUGGUGGCAAGUAUACCGACGAGGCUGACGUGGACACUGCGGCCACCUCGUACCAAAUGGACGCCAAGCAAGCUCACAGCGACUCGUAUGAUAUAAUCAAAAACACAGUGAAAUGUUUCACAGACGGUAUGGUUUACAACGGAUAUCCUUGUCGGAAUUCUGAUGUCUGUAUACCUUUGGGCUGGUUAUGUGAUAGUCAAAAAGACUGUAUUGAAGGCGAUGAUGAAUACAACUGUUACAAUACAGUAGAUACAAAUGCCGGAGAAAGUACUAACAGUUUGUACAACAAUAAUGACAAUUGGUAUUAUAGCCGUGGUACUUGCAAGAAGUUUGAAUUUCGGUGUCGUUCUCGAAGAAUGUCCGUCUGUUUACCCAAUUCUUGGUUAUGUGAUGGACGAGUAGAUUGUGAUGACGGAUGGGAUGAAAAUGAAUUCAAUUGUGGCCGAACAUAUGGUGGACUAAGACCAGGACUUGGUGACUUCAACGCUCGAGAAGACCAAACGUGUAUAAACAAAAAUAAUUUUAAAUGUUGGCAAGGAACAGGAUGCGUAGGUCUCCGUGCAGUCUGUGAUGGGAUCAAAGACUGUGCCGAUGGAUCUGAUGAACGUGUAUGCGACAACUGGAGUUCACAGUGUAAUCAAUUUACAGAAUUUAGGUGCUUGAAUAAAUUUAAUACAUAUAAUGCACGAAGUUGCAUACCACGGCAAUGGGUAUGCGAUCUACAAGACGAUUGCCCCCAUGGGGAAGAUGAAACAGUUACCAGUUGCUUAGGAAUGGAUCACCCAACAUUUAAUGGUUUGGAAACUGAUAUUGAGGAUUUUUAA